Messenger RNA from Penicillium antarcticum, 258 nucleotides. RefSeq lists its product as uncharacterized. Lineage: Eukaryota; Fungi; Ascomycota; Eurotiomycetes; Eurotiales; Aspergillaceae. The coding region runs from base 1 to 258 and encodes 85 amino acids. The record is from RefSeq and is a predicted model, not a curated record. The transcript has a single exon.
AUGAUCAUCCUCGAAGAAAAGUCAGAUACUUUGCUGGAUGUUUAUUCAAAUGAAAGAGCCAAGCCUUUCCAGAUGUUUGUUGAGCCUCAAAGCACCCAGAACAAACUUCGACUGCAGAGCGAUCCUGAAACAGUACAUGUAAAUUGGUUGAUUCGACAGUUCAACGGCCAGUCGCCUGGUUCCGCGGAAGAACUUGCGGUGCAGUAUUUCAAGCAGUGGAGAGUGAAUAUGAGAGAAAUAGCCUCGAAGAUGGAGUAA